Molecule: messenger RNA, 1075 nt
Organism: Macrosteles quadrilineatus (aster leafhopper)
Lineage: Eukaryota; Metazoa; Arthropoda; Insecta; Hemiptera; Cicadellidae
Exons: 4
Coding region: 22-678 (218 amino acids)
Source: RefSeq, a predicted model, not a curated record
GUGGUUGUUUGUUAGUUGAAGAUGGCCAAUAUUUUUUAUAAAUGGUGGUACCAUUUGUGCGUGAUUGUUGUGGUCGUUGGAUGUGAACUCAUAGAUAUGAAUUACGUUGAGGACAAUAUCAUAGAGGAUGUGAUAGUAACUCCUUGCUAUCUUGACAUGGGCUACAUAGACUUGGACAAGUAUGGUGUGGAUGACUCUUCCCGCACCACUCAGAUGGAUCCACACGACUACGUCCGUCUGAGGAGAACUUCACCUACUCCUACUGUAGCACCUUACCAGAGACCAAGAGGCAGACAGAAAGGAAAGAUUGGUAGACCUAGAAAGACAACUUUAUUCCCAGUGGUGACAAGAGUUGCAAGAGUCCUUAAGAAACGUAUAAAAUGGGAUGACAAUAUGAACAAGUUUGUAAUGCACUCCUACUAUUAUGUGACCAAAUUGGAAACAGAUAAAGAACAAUGGAGACCAAAACUCAGGCAGAAGUUUGUGGAGGUUUAUCCAGGUUUUGACUCUGUAACAGAGCAACGAUUGGCAGAUCAAAAGAGAGUAAUCAUACAAAACCUGUUGCUGGAUAGAAAGGUGUUGGUGGAGAUAAAACGAGCAGUUAGAAAGCAGCUAGAGAUGGAGGGAGUUACUGUGACCCCUGUGGCAGAGUUCAGGGACAAGAGUUUCUACAACUAACUCAAAUCUACACAUCACAAACCUGCCAUAUCACGACGUUAUGUUCAAAGUAUGAAACUCUAAAAUAUGUUGUGCAUUGAUAUCAAUAAUGAAAUCCAUCCUGGAUCUCAGGAUUUGUAUCCUUAAGAUAUAUCCCCAAUUACUUUCCCUCUCACUGAACUGUUUACAUGUAUCAGAUAUUUACAUUCUACCUAGAUAAUUACCAAUAUAGUAUUGUGUUGUGGUAUUUUCAAGAGUUAGUUGGAUUACAAUAUAUUUUUUAUUAAUCGCCUUAGUAUUUUAAUUAACACCAUGUAAGGCAAAAGAGCAAGGCCAUGGACCCUGGAAAAGAGAAACAAUCUUCAAAUAACAUUUCAAAGGGCAACAUUAAUAACAGAUGAUUAAAUUUGCAAGAAAU